Messenger RNA from Polychytrium aggregatum, 1385 nucleotides. RefSeq lists its product as uncharacterized. The record is from RefSeq and is a predicted model, not a curated record. NCBI's taxonomy places the organism in Eukaryota, Fungi, Chytridiomycota, Chytridiomycetes, Polychytriales. Gene Ontology annotation, cellular component: nucleus. Bases 78 to 947 code for a protein of 289 amino acids. The transcript has 5 exons. Gene Ontology annotation, molecular function: protein dimerization activity; DNA-binding transcription factor activity.
GCUCUCCUGGUCAAGACGUGACCCACCAGACGUGACCAGCCAGCAAAAGACCUGCUCUCCGGCUCGCCAUCGCUGCCAUGUCCUCCGACGACUCCCAUCUCGCCGACCGCGUCGACGAUCAGCCACCCGCCGAGGAUGACCUGAACCCUCUCCCUCCCCCUCCCUGCAAGCAGUCGCCAUCUCUGGGGCAUAAUGAGCCCCCCAGCGCCAGCACCGCCUCAGAGUCGCCAUCUCCAAACCAGUCCGAUCCCUCCUCGGUCGAGCAAAACAUCCACCAGCAUCUGCUACACCACCAGCUGCAGCUCCAGCAAGACCACCCCCAGGACUCCCACCACGAUCUGCAGCAGCUGGCACAGGCCGCUCAGCAGACCCCGCCCCAGCUCCAGCAUCUGCAGCAGCACCAGCUCUCGCACAUCUCGCAGCAGCUGGCCCUGCACCAGCAGCAGCAGCAGUCGCAGCAGUCCCUGCAUCAGCAGCUCCUCCUGGCCACAUCCCUGGACAAGGAUAAGCUGGCUGCCGGUACAAGCCCCCAGGCGCUUCACUACCAGAACGCCAUCUACGGUGCCAUCGCCGAGUCUGCUGGCUCUGCCGGCAAGCCCCCCGUCGGCUCAGACGAGUGGCUCCGCCUCCGACGAGAGAACCACAAGGAAGUCGAGCGCCGCCGGCGUGAGACCAUCAACGAUGGCAUCAACGAGCUCGCCAAGCUUAUCCCCGAGGGCGAGAAGAACAAGGGCCGCAUCCUCAACCGCGCCGUCCAGUAUAUCAUCCAGCUCAAAGAACAAGAGCAGUCCAACCUCGAAAAGUGGACCCUGGAGAAGCUGCUGUGUGAACAGGCCAUCCAGGAGCUGAGCACCCAGGUGGACAACCUCAAGAACGAAAACGAGCAGCUGCGUGCUGCCAUGGCCGCCAUGGAAGAAACUCCCCGCAAGCGCUCGAGAGAAGAAUAAAAAUCCUGUAUAUACGGCUGUUCCAGAAAUCCGGUGCUGUCGCCAAGACAUCAAUGCUGCCGAUCGCCCAAAAACAGACUGAAGCCCUUCUGACCCGACUCUGCGCUUUUGGCGGCCGUCGUUUGUUCGUGGUGGAGGGAACGGCAACCUGUUCGAAACCUCCCAUUUCGGAAUAUCCUGCGCAGGGCACCUGGCUCGAUCGCGGCUGCUGGAAUUGAGCCCAUCUCCUGUAUUCGCUGUGAAUCCACUCCGCUGCGGUGCGAGGCAGCCAUUUCGAUCGUGCCAGCAUACGCCUUACUCUUUGCCCACUGGCCCGGUUUGCGCAUGCGCAAGCGCCAACUGGCUCCAUCUUCUUGCUCCUUUGAUCUUUCUCGUGUGCCUGUCCAAAUUUUGUGAAUCCGUUACCAAUACAUAUCGCUCUCUCCUUUGUUCCUAUCA